GGGUGCAGGCGCAUGAAGGAGAGAGACUCUAGUAGGCCACUUUCUGCACCCCAGCUAAGGCAGCUUGUAGGUACAAGUACUGUACUCCCUAAUCUAGUGCUCAGAGAGGGAAGCUGCAAUGGAGGGUUUUCUUGCUCGCAUGCUUCCACAUUCCCCACCUCAGCAGUCAUAAAGCCAGAUAACUUGCAGGGGGAAGGGGGCGGGAGAAGAGUUCCUCCCCUCUUGCUCCUUUCGAGCCUCUCCGGCAGGGCUAGGCUUAAGCGAAGAGACAGCCAUUUAGGGAUCCAUCACCCCCUCUCCUCAGAGGUGCUUAUCCUUCCAAACAGAAGCGCCGGCGUCGAAUGGUUGUCGUGUGAGCCCGGGUAGGGCUUGGUCUAACACUUCCCCAACAUGUCGAAACUGGUUUCCACGCCCGUCCCUGCCCACAACGCUCCUGAGAGAGCGAAAGAGAGGAGGAGGAGGAGGACGGGAAAUACCUGUGAGGAGAGGGAACUGUGUCUCGACUUGAAGCUCGUCACUUUCGUCGUGUUUUCCCCUCCUCAGACCUCCACCGGCCUCCGCGUUUUCAUGCACACCAAAGCUUCUGUGAGGGGAUUUCUAGGCGCUAGGACGCGGCCAAGUAUAUUCUGUAUUGCAUGAAUGGAAGUUUAAGAAGUCUUGCCACUAAAUAACUGUGAAAAUGGAAACCUCAUCUCUGCUUUCAUCCUUGCACGAUGAAUGCAGAUCAGACAACUACCUUGAACCACACUACAAGGAAUGUUACAGACUUGCCAUUGAUGUACUAAUUGAACAUGGUUCAGAGGCUUAUCAAGAGUUUCUAGCCAAGGAAAGGUGCUCAGAGUUUCUAGCAGAUGAUGAGAUUAAUUAUAUAUUGAACACUGUUCAGAAGAUCCCCCAAAAUACAGUUUAUGCUUCUGACAACACUGUUGAUGAUACCUCUUCCUCGGGAACGUAUUGGCCUAUGGAAUCAGAUGUGGAAGCUCCUAAUCUUGAUUUGGGUUGGCCUUAUAUAAUGCCUGGGAUUUCUGGAGGUACAAACAUUGAGCUGCUCUUCCAUCCUCCACGAAUACAACCUUUUACGAUAAAGGAAACUAUCCGGAAGAUGAUAAAAGAAGCAAGAAAGGUUGUUGCCAUAGUUAUGGAUAUGUUUACAGAUGUGGAUAUUUUCAAAGAAGUUGUAGAAGCAUCUAAAAGAGGAAUUUCAGUGUAUCUUCUGCUAGACGAAUCUAACUUCAAUCACUUUUUUAAGAUGACAGAAAAACAGGGCUGUCAGGUCCAAAGGCUCAGAAACAUGAGAGUGCGCACAGUAAAAGGACAAGAUUACUUCUCAAAGUCAGGGGCAAAAUUCCAUGGCAAAAUGGAACAAAAGUUUCUUCUCAUUGACUCUAAGAAAGUCAUGUAUGGUACCUAUAGCUUUAUGUGGUCAUUUGAGAAGGCCAACCUCAGCAUGGUUCAGAUUAUCACAGGACAACUUGUUGAAUCUUUUGAUGAAGAGUUUAGGACAUUGUAUGCUCGUUCUUCUGUUCCCAGUUCAUUUGCUCCAGAACUGGUUAGAAUUAACAGCCGUAGAAUGCUCUGGGAUAAUGAUGCAUACCAGCAUUCACACUCUUCUUUAGCGUCACUUUCUAGCCAGCGUAACCUUUUGGGGAGGCAAGACAAGUUUCAAAACUUAGAUCCUAUGAUUUUGAAAACUCCAGGCACUGGCAGAUAUGGAAUAAAUGAUGGCGAUAUGCUGGGUACCAGAAAUCCACUGUUUCAAAAAAAACCAUUUGCUCCAGGUUUUCAUAUGCAGAAUAGAAUCCAGCAGUACCAGGCCAAUGAAAUAAAUGAGCAUUGGAAAAGGCACAGUUAUGCAGGUGAGAAACCCGAGAGGACUCCAUAUUUGUUGCUCAAUAGAACAAUUAAUCAGCCAAAUAAACCACCAAACACUUGGAAAGUGCCAUCUGAUAGCCACAGCAUUGUUUCUUCAUUGCAUGGAAGCUAUACAAAUCUUAACACACCUCAGCAGAGUUUGGCUGAUCGCCUUCCACACCCAAAACUCAAUUUUGCAGAUAGGAACUCAAUUGUACGGAGAUCUUUCAAUGGAACAGAUAGCCAUAUCCGCUUUUUACAGCAGAGGAUGCCGACCCUUGAGCGCACUACAAAAUCUUUUCUACGUAACUGGCGCAUUGAAUCAUAUUUAAAUGAUCAAUCAGAUUUUCCAGAAGAUUCAAAUGGUUCAGGGAUAGGAGACAAGUGUGAGAACUAUGAUGCGACAGAAAAUAUCAAAGCCCAUGCUCUUUAUUCCCAUUCUCGACUACGCUCCUCGUUUGUUUUUAAGCCAACUCUACCCGAGCAAAAAGAAGUAAACAGCUGUGCAAGUUCUUCAAACUCAACUAUUAUUGGUUCAGAAGGCAGUGUGACACCUCAAGCAACACCCAAUCAUAUUACCAAACUAGAAGAUGAAGCUGAGGAUACAGAACCAAGCGCUAAUGUCCCACUGGAACCUGAAGUGAUAAAAAGCCAAAAUGCCCACCACUCAGAAGAUACAAAUCCUAGCGUAACUCUGGCUGUUCCUAAGGAGAAGCCUAGUGUAACUCUGGCUGUUCCUAAGGAGAAGCCUGCCUACCCCUGUUCAACUCUGAGGACAAACAGACCCAUAGACUAUCUAAAGAAUCAAAAAAAUGAAAAUAUGUUGAAAAGAAGGAGUUUUCCAAUGUUUGAAAAUUCAAAAUCUGCUUUAAAUCAUGAGAACAAUGAAGAGGCAUCCAGCUAUGUUUAUAGCACACUGAAUAGGAACAGGUUAAGGCAACCAACAGUUCUCAAGCAGCUUCCAGAGGACAAUUUUAAAAAUGCUAAAAGCUUCCACAGUAUAGGCAGUCAUGUAGCACAUGAGGGUCAAAAUCUGAAAGCUGAGCCAAAAAGCCCCACUUCCACAAAGUCCAUCUCUGUGACAGCAUUAGAAUCUACCAAAGAGGAACCUGGCAAAGAUGCCUCACCCAAAAAGGAGAACAAAAAUUCCCCAAAUUUCCUGAAAAAGGGAUCACAGAAACUAAGGUCGCUGCUGAAUCUCGCACCAGACAAGAAAGAUAGUUUGUCGAAAAACAAAGCUCCAGCUUUCUAUAGGAUGUGUAGCAGUUCCGACACUCUGGUAUCCGAAGGAGAAGAAAAUCAAAAGCCCAAAAUGUCUGAAAUGAAGAUUGAUUGUUCCCCGAGAAGAAAAAGAACAUCUUCCUCCACUUCACAGGGAAGCCUGCAUAAAAGUAAAGAGGAUGUUACUGUGACCCCCAAGUCACCUAAACCCCCCAAAUCUCCUAAAUCCCCCAAGUCUCCCAAGCCUCCCAAGUCUCCGAAGUCUCCUAAAUUUCUAAAGCCUCCAUCAGAUGAAAACAUUAAAAGGAGUCCUAAUGUGAAACCCUUGGAGAGCAUGUUGCUAGAGGUGCCACCAGGUGAUCCAUCUGCUCCCCGAUUUAACACAGAACAAAUUCAGUACCAGGAUGUCAAGGAACCACGUGCCAGUGCAUGCCAUGAACGGGUACCACCACCGGUUCCUGCUGCAAUUUCUCCCCAGAGAGUCAAUGCAGCCUUGCAUCGCCCUUCCAGCACAAAGCCGAACGAUGAGCUAAUAAGGGCUCGCCUGACUGACCGAAGAGUUUACAGCCGUUUUGAGCAGUUCUGCAACAUGGAAAGCUCUGGUCAGCCUAUAGGAACUCAGCCAGUAACAAAUGCACCAAAAACCAGUGCUCAGUUUCCAGAAACAAAUAGUAAAACCUCUAGAAAUAAUUAUACAAGGAGCAAUCAAGUGGCUAAUUACAACCCAGGUACAUACCAUCCCUUUCUUCCAAAUGAAAAUAAGUUUCGAGGAAUUAUGCAGAAAUUUGGGAAUUUUAUAUACAAAAACAAAUGAAAUGCACUUACGGAUUUUACCUGUAAAAGGAGUAAGCUGGUAUGGACCGAUGGGCAGCUUUUGUAAAGCUUAACUAAAGUUACUGCUGGGCUUAGAAUAUUGCUGUACAUAUAAUUCUGCUCAGUCCAAAACUUUGGUUCAGCAUAAAUUUUAGAAAUAGUGUUUGUACUUUUACAGAAUUUGCAGUGUGCUCAAUGUCACCUCAGUGCUGCACAUUUUAUGAGAUUGCUACAUGUAGAAAAAGUCAAUGGAAAUGUUUAAAAUUCAAACCACCUGCAAUAUUUCAGGGUCAUUACCUAUUAUUACUUUCAUUAACAAUAAAUAUGUUUGUUACUUCUUUUUUUUUUUUACUUAUAGUCUACAAGUGUCCACUUCAGGUUUUGCUUCUAUUGAAGGGAUAUCACACUUCUUUAGUAUUGGACCUGCUGUAUUUUUGUACUGGAAACAAGAAAUACUCUUCCCUAACUCCUAAUAUUAUGUUAGUUGGGCUGCCAUUUUCAGCAGCAACCACUUGCAUAUUGUAACAGUGUUAUUAGUGUGCAUAUUUACUAAAGUAAUGCGAUAGUACAGAGAAUAAUUGCAACUGCCUUUCCUGCUAGUGUUUAAAUAAGCCCUAAAAUUUAUCUUUUAAAAAUUGCAAAAUACUUAGAUAAUGAAUUUGAUCCUUUCUUACCACUACUUAGAUCAUGCUGAUUGAACUCAGUGAAGCAUAAGUUACUCAUGAUAGACUUAAGUCCCAUUAAUUUGAAUUGUUUGAUUCUUAGUGUGAUUAAAUCCAAAUGUAACAUGAUAUACUUAGGUGGAAUCUAUUAAAUCAACAGGAUAAAAGUGACCAUAAUCCAGUUGGGAAUUAACACAUUUGUAGGUAAAGUUGCAUAACUGACUGCAGUGAAUUGUCAGUAGCUAACCAGGCUUUGGGUCAGGUUAGGAAGUGCACAUCCAAUAGCACAAGAGAUUAAUUCCCAUUUUUACAUCACUGUGCCUUAAAAGUACUGAUGUGCAGAUGCACAACAUUCUGAGCCUUAGUGGGCUUUAAAGAUACUUAACUCCAGCUGAUUCGUACGCUAAGCUAUUAAACUAAUGCUUGGCUUAACUUAGUUUAAUACUCAUGAUCUUGAAAGGAUCCACUGAACUUUUAAGUCAAGGUAAUAAUUUUUUAAUACUAUUUUUAUUUGCACUUUUCAGAGUUCAUGUUUGAUACAUUAGUGAUAUAUUUAUGGUUUUCCUUUUUUAAAAAAAGUGUCCAUCUUGCCCUGCACUGUGUGUGCCGUAACAACCAAUUAGAUGGUCCUGGAAAGCUCAUGAGUAGAGCAAGGGAAAGAUGUAUAUCACUCAGUCUACUGUUUUAUCAGUUCAGGCUCAGGGAAAACAUACCCAUUUAUCUUUCCUAUAGGAAAUUUUUCAAAGAUCAUACAAGGAUCCCCUAUGCAGCUGUUCUAUUCCCAGCUCGCACCAACCCUUUAAAAUAAGGGAACCCCACAGAAUUUGAAGCCUUAAGCAAUUUAUUUAGAUAUAUGCUAUCUGAAUAGCAGCCCUCCAAAGACUAAUUUAGUCUGGUAUUUGACAACCAUGUGAUGUGCAAUUUGUAGAUUGAGAUGAUACAGAUUUCUUCAGGUUAAGGCAAUGCAGACCAGAUGGGAUCACUCAGCUGUGCCCUAUUCCCUUGCUAAAACUGUCUGCCAUGCUGCUAGGGCUUUGCUGUUCGAUGUACAAGUGUUCCUGGCCGGAACUGUCUCUGGUUCCAACCUAAGGAAGAAUUAUCAAAAUCCCACAUAUCAGAACCCCCUUAGCAUUUACAAAUUGCCCAGGUUAUACUUUCCUAAAUGCAUAGGUCAGAAGUAGGCAGCAUGCAGGUGCCAGGGGCCCAGAUAAUUUUUGAGCUCCUCUGAUUUUCUACACAUACCCUAAAAUAUUUUGGGGAAAAAUAACUAAAAAUUUCCCUGGUGCACAACAGAGAUAUGGGAGGGGGACUUGCCAUGGUUUGAGGGCUCCCCAAAACCCUUACCCCCCACACACACACCACCAGUGUUUUUAAUUACCACAAAAGGAUGCAAGUUUUCAGUUUUUUAAUUUUUUUUUUAAAUGGAGGAUUUAGGAAAGCAAGACUUUUUGGAUUUCCAAGGGAACAAGUCAGUUGGAGAAGCAAGGGUCAGUUUAUUUUUUUUUCCCCAGGGUCCAUCCCAUUUCCUAUCUAGACUUUAAACUGGGAUGAGGUUUUCCCACCAUUCCAGCACAUUUUCCAGUCUCAGUAUCCCUCCCUCCCUCUCUCUCCCUCCCUCCCUCUCUCUUUCUCUCUCUCUCUCUAUGAAAGAAACUCUGUGAUACAAGAAAUCUACAUUUGAAUUUCCUAAUGUGGAGAAAAGGCAUUUUCACUUGUGGUGCCCUUCACAAGAAUGUUCACUUUGUGCCUUUUGGCACUGGUGAAGGUGCUGUUUUCUCACAAUUCAGUUUAAUGUAUGUCUACACAAAAGUAAGCUUCAUUGGGACUUCUGGGCAAAUGCAUGUAAGAUGACAGCACUAUUUAGAGUUCUAAUGAAAUAGUAAUUCCCUGCACUCUUCAAUGCAUGUGUGCUUGCUAUUUUUUUUUGAAAUGCUGAAAAAGUCUGGAAAUAUAGUUCAAACCAAGGAGUAAAACUAAGAAGAAUUUUCCUACUUUAAGAUAACAUGGUAAUAGAGGUGGGCAUGGGAGGAUUAGAAAAAAAUAAUGCAAUAAACUGUUAAUGGAUUAAAAACAGCCCACGGACUUCAAAAAGAUUUGAAAUAGAGGAGGACACAAAAUAUGGGAAAUGCAGGGGAAACAUGCCAUGGUUUGUGCUUGAACAGUGUUGGGGUUUCUUGGGUUAUUUAAGACCAAGGAAGAUAAAACACUCACAAAGGAAAAAAUAUAUGUCUCAUGUUUUAAUGUGCUCAGAUGCUUAAUAGUUUUGUCUGAAUAAAUUAUAUUUAGAAUAAAUUUUGCAAAAUAAGACACGUGUUUCUAAAAUGUUAUCCAUUUUUCAGAAGUAUCUUGCUGAGUGAAAUGUGGGGAAUGGUGACCCAUGUAGAAAUCUGUACUGAUUUGUCAUGCUUUGGAAGAAGUUUAUAUUU
Molecule: messenger RNA, 6973 nt
Organism: Pogona vitticeps (central bearded dragon)
Lineage: Eukaryota; Metazoa; Chordata; Lepidosauria; Squamata; Agamidae
Source: RefSeq, a predicted model, not a curated record